CCUAUGCUGCUGUGGUUGUAUUUAGGAAAUUAACACCAUAUGAAAAACCAGACUCCAGUGAUCUCUACUCCACACCCCGGACCUUGGGGAUCUCUAAUGAAUUACCCAUCGUUGCAUGCUACUGGUUUGAAAAUGACUGUAAGCAACAACUGUGUGACUGUGAGGAAAACAAGAAGUCUGUGAAGAAGCUUGUUCGCUUAAUAAAAGGAGAGCUGCAAACAGAGAGGAAGAACAAAAUGGCACAUGUUCAAACCAGAGAGUUUAAAGUGUAUGAACAUGGAGGACGAAAUACAGAGAUCUGUAAACAAUUUACAAGGAAGAUUGAAGAAAAAGGAACUUGUAAAGUAUCAGUUCGCACUGACAUUCCGUCUUUUCUGUAUGUUCAUGAAGUUACCCGGGUUUUUCAUGACAUUAAGAGUGCACUGAAUAGUGCUGAAAAUAUCAAUUCCUUUGCUGCUGUGGUUGUAUUUAGGAAAUUAACACCAUAUGAAAAACCAGACUCCAGUGAUCUCUACUCCACACCCCUGCCCUUGGGGAUCCCUAAUGAAUUACCCAUCGUUGCAUGCUACUGGUUUGAAAAUGACUGUAAGCAACAACUGUGUGACUGCAAGGAAAACGAGACGUCUGUGAAGAAGCUUGUUCGCUUAAUAAAAGGAGAGCUGCAAACAGACACGGCCAGCAGGUCCCCCGGCUUCAUCUCACGCUUCUUGGGCUUCCUGGGAGUGAACCUGAACAGACUACAGCCGGGACAAGAGUCGGGACCAGAGCCGGGACCAGAGCCGGGACCAGAGUCGGGACAAGAGUCGGGACCAGAGUCGGGACCAGAGCCGGGACCAGAGCCGGGACCAGAGUCGGGACCAGAGCCGGGACAAGAGUCGGGACCAGAGCCGGGACAAGAGCCGGGACCAGAGCCGGGACAAGAGUCGGGACCAGAGCCGGGACAAGAGCCGGGACCAGAGCCGGGACAAGAGCCGGGACCAGAGCCGGGACCAGAGUCGGGACCAGAGCCGGGACCAGAGCCGGGACCAGAGUCGGGACCAGAGCCGGGACCAGAGCCGGGACAAGAGUCGGGACAAGAGUCGGGACCAGAGCCGGGACAAGAGUCGGGACCAGAGCCGGGACAAAUGUCGGGACAAAAGUCGGGACCAGAGCCCGUACAAAAGUCAAGUCCAGAGCCGGGACAAAAGUCAAGUCCAGAGCCGGGACAAAAGUCGGGACCAGAGCCCAGACAAAAGUUGGGACAAAAGUCAGGACCAGAGCCGGGACAAGAGUCGGGACCAGAGCUGGGACAAAAGUCGGGACCAGAGCCGGGACAAAAGUCGGGACCAGAGCCGGGAGAAAAGUCGGGACAAGAGUCAGGACCAGAGCCGGGACAAAUGUCGGGACAAAAGUCGGGACCAGAGCCCGGACAAAAGUCGGGACAAGAGUCGGGACCAGAGCCGGGACAAAUGUCGGGACAAAAGUCGGGACCAGAGCCGGGACAAAAGUCGGGAUCAGAGCCGGGACCAAAGUCGUAAAAAGAAAUAAAAAACCACCAACCACACUAAGAAAUCUAGCAGCGCUCUGGAAGAUGCCAUCUACUAGUCAGGUCUCAAUCCCUCCCCACUGCUCCCACUCCCACUGUGCCUAUUUGUAUCACCUGUCCUGCUAUGACUGCCUCUCCCAUCCCUGAUCUGUUCUCUCGCUCUCAUCCUCUGCCCUCUCUGCCACUGCUCCUCCAACCCCUCUAACCUCAUCCCUCUGUCUCUCCCCCUCCCCCCUUGCACUCUCUCUGGUGCACUCUGGAACUGUCACUUCUGCUAACAAAGCUGAUUUCAUCUCUGCCUUUGCCUUCCACCUCUCUCUCGAUUUCCUUGUUCUCACUGAAACCUGGCUGUCCCCUGAUAACACUAACUCCUGCUACCGUCCUCUCUCUACAUCCUGUCCCAUACCCCGCGUCUCACUGGAGAGGGAGGUGGGACUGGUCUUCUCCUCUCUCCCUCCUUACUCUUUUCUGUCCCCUCCGACCUCUCCUCACUCUCUGUUAAUACCUUUGAAUUUCAUGCCGUCCAACUAACCUCUCCCUGUCAACUCCUGCUAAUUGUACUGUACCAUCCCCCUGGACCUCUCGCUCACUUUCGAUGAACUCUACUAUCUCCUCUCCUCCCUCCCCUCUCUCUACCCCAACUGUCCUGUUAGGUGAUUUCAAUAUUCAUCUCUCCAACCCCAGCCACUCCGCCGGAUUACACCCUUCACUCCUUUGACUUCUCUCUAUCUCUCCAUCCCCUCCUACCCACAAAGCUGGCCAUCAACUGGACCUCACCUUCUCCAGGGCCUGCUGCCCUUCCACCCUCUCUGUCACCCCCUGGACCUCUGAUCACUAUUUCAUCUCUUUAUCUCUGUCUCUCCCCUAUCUCCCUGCUCCUCCUACCCCCACUCUCACCUCUAGGCGUAACCUCCGCUCUCUCCCCCUCUGUCCUUGCCUCCACUGCUCUCUCUCACCUCCCUCCUAUUGACUCCUUCUGCCAACUCUCUGUAGACUGCUACCUCCAUGCUCUUCUCCUCCCUCACCUCCCUCUGUCCCCUCACCUCCCGACCUGCUCGCCCCUGCCCUCCAACCCUGGCUCUCCUCUGUGCUCCGCUCAGCAAGAACCACACUGCAAUCUGCUGAAAAGAAAUGGAAGAGAACCAAACUCCCUGCUGCCCUAGACCUCUACCACUCUCUCCUCCUCUACUCUCUCCUCUGCUAAAUGUUCUUAUUUCCAAUCUGUUAUCCAAGCCUCCACUAACAACCCAAAUAAACUAUUCUCUACCUUUCCUUCCUCCUUAACCCUCCCUUCUCCAUCCUAUCUCCUCUGAUGACUUUGCCUCUUUCUUCUCUUCGAAAAUCCACGAACUGUAACACCUCUCCCUCCCCCCCACCCCCUCCUGCUCCAACCCCUACACCCACUACAUCCCCUACUAACUCGCCCUCCUUCUCCACCUUUCAGACUCUGACCUCUCCUCCCUGCUCCAGGGUCACAAACCCACCACGUGUGCCCUGGACCCCCUCCCCACUCACCUCUUUCAAGCUGCUGCUCCUGCUGUACUUCCCUUCAUCUCCUCCCUUCUCAACACCUCUCUCCUUUCUGGUCUCUUUCCCUCUGCCUUCAAACAAGCCUCUAUCACUCCCCUCCUCAAAAACCUACCUUUGACCCUACCUCCCUCCAGAGCUACCGUCUUGUCUCCCGCCUACCCUUCCUCUCCAAAACCCUCGAGCGAGCUGUACACCGCCAGCUCUCUGCUUUCCUGUGCAACCACUCUCUGCUUGACCCUCUCCAAUCUGGCUUCCACUCUGCUCACUCCACUGAAACCGCCCUCCUGUCUGUCAAUAACUCACUAAACUCUACACGGAGCUGCCUCUCUCUCUCCUCUGUCCUAAUUCUCCUCGACCUCUCUGCUGCCUUUGACACUGGUCGAUCACUCUAUUCUACUAUCCUUUCUCGCUGACCUGGGAAUCUCUGGCACUGCUCUGGCCUGGUUUUCCUCCUACCGCAUUUACCAGUAAACCUGGCAUGGAGCAACCUCCACACCUCGCCCUCUUUCAACUGGAGUCCCCCAAGUGUCAGUCUUGGGUCCUCUCCUGUUCUCUCUCUACACCCGCUCCCUGGGCCCCCUCAUCGCAUCCUAUGGUUUCUCAUACCAUUUAUAUGCUGAUGAUGCUCAGAUUUUCCUUUCCUUCCCCACCUCUGACUCCAACAUCCCCUCCUGUAUCACUACUUGUCUGUCUGCUAUCUCCUCCUGGAUGCACUCGCAUCACCUCAAACUCAACCUCUCUAAAUUUGACCUCCUUUUCUUUCCCUCUUCCCCCUCCUCUGAUCUCUAUCUCUGUUCCUCUGGAAUCUACCACACUCUCUCCCUCCUCCUCAGCUAAGAACCUCAGAGUCACCCUGGACCCCUGCCUCUCUUAUUCCCAGCACUUCUCCACUCUGGCACGCACUUGCCGAUUCUUCCUGAGCAACAUACGAAGAAUCCGACCCUUCCUCACCAACUACGCCACCCAGCUCCUGGUCCAGGCCCUGGUACUCUCCCACCUAGACUACUGCAACUCCCUUCUGGAUGGCCACCCUGCGUCCGCCACCCGUCCACUCCAGCUCAUCCAGAACUCCACUGCUCGCCUGGUAUUCUCUCUGUCUCGCUUCUCCCAUGCAACUCCAUUGCUCUGCUCACUCCACUGGCUCCCGAUCACCGCUCGCAUCCAGUUCAAGACUCUUGUAUCUCGCCUACAGAUGCCUUGACCAGACUGCACCCAGCUACCUCCAGACCCUCAUCUCUCCCUACACCCCCACUCAGAGCUCGCUCCUUCUCCACCCUCGCCCCACAGUGGUGGAAUGACCUUCCUACAGAUGUCAGGACUGCCCAGUCCCUGACCACCUUCCGGCGCCUCCUCAAGACUCACCUCUUCAGAUAGCACCUGUAGAACUCCUCUUUUUCCUCUGGACACUUAUCACUCUUCCUUAAAUGCGCUUGCUCUUAUCUGCUCCCUAUUUUACUGCAUUUAAUCCUGUACUUUACAGUACUGUAAUCUGUAAGUUAUUUAAUCUGUAGUAUUUUGUAUUUAAUUAUAUCCUGAUGUAACUUUCACUGACACUGUUAUCUGCUCCGUUAUUGAAUUGUAUUUUGUAAUAUACUUGUACUUGCUAGAACCGAAGUCAUUGUAUUUUAUCUUGCUCUUAAUUGUAUUAAUACUUGUACUGUAAUUCUUGAAAUGUAUUUGUUUACAACUGUAAGUUGCCCUGGAUAAGUGAGUCUGCUAAGAAAUAAAUAAUAAUAAAUAAUAAUAAUAAAGGCUUCCACAACAAAUAUUCUUAUUUCGGGCAAUGUGGGUUCCGGAAAGUCAAGCUUUCUAAAUUCUGUGCUCUCAGCACUCAGGAGAGAAAAAUUCAAUGGCAGAGUGCAAAGCAUUGAAGCAGUGAGAACAAGCGUCACACAACAUGUACAUUUUUUAAUUCCACACCUCCUACAGUAACAGCAGAGAAAAAAGCAGCAAGUGCAGAUGAGGUUCAGGUGCUUUAAGCCGAGGGGACACUAGUCUACAUGUUGCUAGAAAAAUGUAGAAAGGGAGAUAUUUUUUGGAGAAAGUGACGUAGAAGUUACAAUUUCA
This is a messenger RNA of Acipenser ruthenus (sterlet), 5122 nucleotides long. RefSeq names its product tetra-peptide repeat homeobox protein 1-like. NCBI's taxonomy places the organism in Eukaryota, Metazoa, Chordata, Actinopteri, Acipenseriformes, Acipenseridae. The transcript is spliced from 7 exons. The record is from RefSeq and is a predicted model, not a curated record. Bases 237 to 1517 code for a protein of 426 amino acids.